GUUCACCCAACCCCUUGAAAUAUAUAUGCUCUUGGGUUGCUGCAGCUUGCUGAACGUCGCUCAAUCGGUCGCAUGCUCGCCAGAUGACCUUCUUUCGCACCAGAACAGUGCCAUCUGUGCUGGCUCAGGUGCUGAUUUCAUGAUGUCUACUGGCUUGGAGGGAGGCGCGGUCGUACUAUAUCACCGAAUUCCUCUCGAUUGGUAUGCAGGAGCAUAUAUUGUUGUUCCCAUUCAGAGGGAAAACGCAGAAACCCUUAGAGUGAUCCGAAGUUACUAGAUUAGGUAUGGAGAAGCUAUAUGCCGGAGGACUAUGAUAAUUGGGUGAUACGAACGCAACAACAAUGGUAUUGUUCCCUGUAGCAUCGCCCUCGGUAUGAGAUAUUUGAAUGUCCUAGACAGAUGGCACAUGAGCAUCUGCAUGGAACGUCAGCAUCGACGUGAAAAUUGAACUUGAGC
Aaosphaeria arxii CBS 175.79 is the source of this 456-nucleotide messenger RNA. RefSeq lists its product as uncharacterized. The record is from RefSeq and is a predicted model, not a curated record. The transcript has a single exon. Lineage: Eukaryota; Fungi; Ascomycota; Dothideomycetes; Pleosporales. Bases 26 to 277 code for a protein of 83 amino acids.